Messenger RNA from Triticum aestivum (bread wheat), 2514 nucleotides. RefSeq names its product mixed-linked glucan synthase 2. Lineage: Eukaryota; Viridiplantae; Streptophyta; Magnoliopsida; Poales; Poaceae. The transcript has 3 exons. Gene Ontology annotation, biological process: cellulose biosynthetic process. Gene Ontology annotation, cellular component: membrane. Gene Ontology annotation, molecular function: cellulose synthase (UDP-forming) activity. The record is from RefSeq and is a predicted model, not a curated record. Bases 1 to 2514 code for a protein of 837 amino acids.
AUGCCCCUGCGAGUCGAGGCCCUGGUUGCCACCGACACCGCCUCCGCCGCUGCCGCCGAGGGCAGGCGUGCUAAGGACGACGUAUGGGUGGCGGAGGAGGGAGACAUGUCUGGAGCCAGCGCCGGCCGGCCGCUACUGUUCCGGACCAUGAAGGUCAAGGGAAGCAUCCUGCAUCCUUACAGGUUCUUGAUCCUGGUGCGCUUGGUCGCCAUCGUCGCCUUCUUCGCGUGGCGAGUAGAACACAGGAACCAUGAUGGCACGUGGCUCUGGGCCACGUCCAUGGUGGCGGACGCCUGGUUCGGCUUCUCAUGGCUCCUCAACCAGCUACCCAAACUCAACCCCAUCAAACGCGUGCCGGACCUUGUGGCCCUGGCGGACCGGCACGGCGAAGCCAUCCUUCCAGGUAUCGACGUCUUCGUCACCACCGUCGACCCCGUGGAUGAACCGGUCUUGUACACCGUGAACACCAUCCUCUCUAUCCUUGCCGCCGACUACCCCGUCGACAAGUACGCCUGCUACCUCUCCGACGACGGUGGCACCUUGGUGCACUACGAGGCCAUGCUCCAGGUUGCCAGUUUUGCCGCGUUGUGGGUCCCGUUUUGCCGAAAGCAUUGCGUCGAGCCAAGGUCCCCGGAGAACUAUUUUGGGAUGAAAACCCGGCCAUACGUCGGGGGUAUGGCAGGAGAGUUCAUGAGUGAUCACAGGCGUGUGCGUAGAGAAUAUGGUGAGUUCAAGGUGAGAAUAGAUUCCCUUUCUACAACCAUCCGCCGACGAUCUGAUGCCUACAACAAAGGCGAUGAUGGUGUACAUGCCACUUGGAUGGCUGAUGGGACACAAUGGGCGGGUACAUGGAUUGAGCAAGCUGACAACCAUCGAAGAGGACACCAUGCUGGAAUUGUUCAGGUCAUGCUAGACCAUCCAAGUUGUAAACCACAACUUGGAUCGUCGGUGAGCACCAACAGUCCAAUUGACUUGAGCAACGUUGACACAAGACUCCCCAUGCUCGUCUACAUUUCCCGGGAGAAGCAUCCCGGUUAUGACAACCAAAAGAAGGCAGGCGCCAUGAACGUGAUGCUCCGCGUCUCCGCGUUACUCUCCAAUGCUCCCUUCGUCAUCAACUUUGACUGCGACCACUACAUCAACAACUCACGAGCUCUCCGUGCCCCUAUGUGCUUCAUGCUCGACCCUCGCGAUGGUCAGAACACGGCUUUCGUCCAAUUCCCGCAACGCUUCGACAAUGUCGACCCGACAGAUCGCUACUCCAACCACAACCGUGUCUUCUUCGACGGCACCAUGCUCUCGCUCAACGGCCUCCAAGGACCUACCUACCUCGGCACCGGUACCAUGUUCCGUCGUGUCGCACUCUAUGGCAUGGAGCCACCACGCUAUAAAGCGGAGAACAUCAAGCUGGUAGGUAAGGCCGCUGAGUUGGGUAACUCGACGCCAUUCCUGAAGUCGAUACCGGAUGGAGCAAUCCAAGAGCGGUCUAUCACCCCGGUGUUGGUCGACGAGGCGCUCACGAGUGACCUGGCCACCCUGAUGACAUGCGCUUACGAGGACCGGACUUCAUGGGGGAGAGACGUUGGGUGGGUGUACAACAUCGCGACAGAGGACGUGGUGACCGGAUUCCGCAUCCACAGGCAAGGGUGGCGAUCCAUGUAUUGCUCCAUGGAGCCGGCCGCGUUCCGUGGAACGGCUCCGAUCAACCUCACUGAGCGCCUCUACCAGGUGCUCCGGUGGUCGGGCGGCUCCCUCGAGGCGUUCUUCUCCCACAGCAACGCUCUCAUUGCCAGCCGUCGGCUCCACCCUCUGCAGCGCAUCGCUUACCUCAACAUGUCGAUCUACCCGAUCGCCACGAUGUUCAUCCUGGCCUACAGCUUCUUCCCGGUGAUGUGGCUCUUCUCCGAGGAGUCGUACUACAUCCAGAGGCCGUUCGGCACGUUCAUCAUGUACCUCGUCGCUGUCAUAGCGAUGAUGCACGUGAUCGGCAUGUUCGAGGUGAAAUGGGCGGGGAUCACGCUGCAAGACUGGUGGCGCAACGAGCAGUUCUACAUGAUCACGGCCACGGGCGUGUACCCGACGGCGGUGCUGUACAUGGCGCUGAAGCUCAUCAGGGGGAAGGGGAUAUACUUCAGGCUCACGUCCAAGCAGACGGAGGCCUGCUCCGGCGAGAAGUUCGCCGACCUGUACACUGUGCGGUGGGUGCCGUUGCUGAUCCCGACCGUGGCGGUGCUCGUCGUGAAUAUUGCUGCCAUCGGGGCGGCGAUAGGCAAGGCAGCGACAUGGGGUUUUUUCACGGACCAGGCAUGGCACGCGGUGCUCGGGAUGGUGUUCAAUGUGGGUACCCUCGUGCUCCUCUACCCGUUUGCACUCGGCAUCAUGGGGCAAUGGGGGAAAAGACCAGGCAUACUGUUGGUCAUGUUAGUCAUGGCCAUUGGCACCGUCGGGCUCUUGUAUGUCACACUCCAGCAGGAUGGUCACAGGAUGUCGUUCCUAACCAGGCCAUCUGGGUAG